Messenger RNA from Stegodyphus dumicola, 3822 nucleotides. RefSeq names its product LIM/homeobox protein Lhx9-like. Gene Ontology annotation, cellular component: nucleus. The record is from RefSeq and is a predicted model, not a curated record. Gene Ontology annotation, biological process: neuron differentiation; regulation of transcription by RNA polymerase II. Lineage: Eukaryota; Metazoa; Arthropoda; Arachnida; Araneae; Eresidae. Gene Ontology annotation, molecular function: RNA polymerase II transcription regulatory region sequence-specific DNA binding; DNA-binding transcription factor activity, RNA polymerase II-specific.
UGUCGCGAGGUCUCCACCCCCCGCGUGAUUAGCAUCCCUCCGUCCUCCCCAGCAUCCCCGCGUGCCACGUGACCGUGAGGAACAAGGAUCGCCAGUCAUACAGAACGCCUCUCCAGGCUAUCCGCGGACCGAAAUCCGCCGAGGAACAGGUCUCCGGAAACGGCGGGUCGCCCUACGGUCUCGCGCUGGCUCAGGUGGUUGGUUAUCUGGUGAUGUAAUAAUUGUGGCCCAAUUAAGGGAAAGGGUUACCUUGUGACGUCAGAGUACUUCUAACUGAUAACCGACGGGAAUCCCAAAUUUGCAACAUCUCUAAAGGAAAGCAACUUUUUUCUUCUUCCUUAAGAAGGAACAAUUAAUGGAUCCUUAAGACUAUGAACUGCCUCCAGCCAACUAAUACAAAAGAAUUUAAAUGUCACAGAGGUAUCAUUAGUAUUCAAGAAUGGUUCUCUUCGAAGAAGACGGAGAUGGUGGAAAUGUAAAGACUCCUGUAUUUUGACGGAAUAUCUUGGACAGUGGCACCAUGUUAGUUGUAUGCGGCAGCAGCGGUGGCGAAGGGGGUUAUAUCCCUGAAGAUUCGAGGAGUACAGUAAAUGGCCGACCGUCAAUUUCUACAACCCCUGUCCGAUGCGCGGGUUGCGGGGGUAGUAUCUGUGACAGAUAUUACCUGUUGGCAGUGGACAGGCAGUGGCAUGUGUCCUGCCUUACGUGCUGUCAAUGCAAAGUGCAACUAGAUUCCGAGUUGACGUGCUUCUCCAGGGACGGGCACAUUUACUGCAAAGAAGAUUAUUACAGGAUGUUUUCCGUUAAACGAUGCACGAGGUGCCACCUUUCCAUCUCCCCGAGUGAUCUGGUCAUGCGUGCGAGAGAGCAUGUGUACCAUUUACAUUGUUUCACGUGCGCCACUUGUAACAAGCCUUUAACGAAAGGCGAAUACUUCGGACUUAAAGAAGAUAUCAUAUAUUGUAAGGUUCAUUACGAGAUGCUACUGCAGUAUGAAAGGCCAUAUCUCUGUCCACAGCCAUGCUUGAAAGAAGAAGAAGAUGUGACAAACUGCGAGAAGUCGAGCUCUGCGCUUGACGAAGAAAGACUCUGUCCUCACAUUCGUUGCCAGAACUUCCAACAGACUUCUAAUUUGCAAAUACCGUGUAGUUUAGAAGUGUUUCCAAACUUCCACCAGCAGCGGACGAAUGGUAGCCUCGAUCUUCCUACCAGGACCGUUACGACUAUUGUCAAAACACCUGGACAAAAGGGAAGGCCUCGAAAACAGAAGAGUUUUUUAUCGUCGUCCCUUUUACUACCACAUCGCGGACCAUCCGUGACGAGUUCUGACGACCAUUGUUCUUUAUCGGGUGAUCAUCAGUCUCCUUUGCAGCAUAGUUCGAGUAGUCUAGCGGCUGUGGGCAGCGAUAGUAGCACUUCCAGUGAACAUCUGACGCGGCCUAAGCGAAUGCGGACUUCCUUCAAACAUCACCAGCUCAGAGCCAUGAAAUCGUAUUUUUCCAUCAACCAUAAUCCUGACGCCAAAGAUCUCAAGCAACUCUCCCAGAAAACGGGGUUGUCUAAAAGAGUCCUUCAGGUCUGGUUCCAGAACGCUCGAGCAAAAUGGCGGCGCAAUCUCCUUAGGCAGCAGAGCCAAGGGCCAGAGAUUGCCCAAGACUGUAAGCCGCUGUCUGAACUAGCUUCUCAGCCUCAGUUCUGCGAUCCGUUCCGGUUAGGUUCCUCGCUGAUAGACAUCCAGCCUACGCCCAUUACGCAAGAAGAGCAAAAUAUACAGACAUUUACGAAUCUCCUGUAGUUUCGCAUGGGACAGAUUUUGUAUAUUUAAUAAUUCCCACAAGAAAGAAACCUGAAAAUAUCACGAAAUUUGGAAGAGCCAUGGUGUAAGCAUAUUGACCCGAAGCUUGCUCAGAAACUCAAACAGGCAAAUCGUUGAAAUUGCAUAUUAAGGGACCACGUGCAGUGUGAGAUAAAAUGAAUUCUUGAAUACAAUAUACUAUGUGCAUAUUGUGUUCAACGAUUUAAUAGAAGUCGUGCAGUUAGAUGAAAUUGUUGAAAUGUACGAAGAAUAAUCUACUGUACAGUUCAAUCUCUGUUAUAAUAUGAUAAUUUGCUGAUAUUCGUUUCAAUAAGAUUUCGCUGGAAUUAUAUUAGGAUUCUAUCUUAGUAAUAAGAUUUCGGUGGAAUUUAAUUGUAUCUACUAUCUUACAUUAUCUAUGAUUCUAUUUUAGUAAUCUUAUUUCCUAAAUUGUAAUGGGAUUGAGAAGAAAUCUGUUCACUGUUUUCCAUUGAAGUUCGUUAAUUAUUACCCUAAUCGCGUAAGAAAAUAUAAAAUAGAUAUUUUUAAUGGAAUAUUUUUUAUUAAUAACAAACGUACGUACUUUUCAUUAAAUUUUAAUAGCCAUUUCGUUCACUUUUUAAUGAGAGAGGGAAUAUUUACAGUUUUUUGCUCUGCGUAUAACUUUGAAUGAAAAUUUCUACGUACUUUUGUAGCAGUGCCAGAAAAAAAUUUAAUAAAAAAAUCGCAAGUAUAUUACUUUCCUUCAUUAUCAUUUAAUAUUGAUCUAAAAAUUCAUGAAGUUUUACUUUGAUCGUAAGAAAUAUUAUUUUAGGAUGAGGAAAUAAGAAAUUUUUUAACUCUGAUUACAAUAAUAACAAUAACAGUAACUUCAGUGAGGACAACGUGAAAUUUCCUCUUCUUCUUUCUGAAUAAAUAUAUUUAUUCGGUAAAAGAAGAAAAAAUAUAAAAACGUUCCGAGAUCUCCUUUUAAAAAUGAAAGAAAAAGUGAGACCAUUGUUAAAAUAUUGAAGAAAUUUUCAGAAUUUUAGGAUUCAUUUAAUUUUUUGGACAUUCUUCGAAACAUAAAGUGAAUAUUAAACUGCUAAUUAUAGCUCUAAUGCUUUUACUAAUUGUAAUCACAUUUGCACAAAACAGAAUGCCAGUUUAUAAAUGCUAAUAUACCUAAAUAUAAUAAGGAAAAUUAUUCACAUGAAUUUAAAGAGUUAUUUAAAAAAUAUAUACUAAGUGGUUUUCAUUAAAAAUGAUAAUAACCAUCUUUUGUAGAAUGAAAAAAAAAAAAAAAAAAAAAAAAGAAUGGUUGUUGACCCUUCCCCCUCCACAAAAAAACGUAAACUGAAAACUUCAGAUUAAAUCUAAUCUCGAAGUGUUAACUGUUAAAAUUUCAAAAAGUAAAUAAGUAUAUAUAAAAAUUGUAAGAUUAAAAGGAAAUUGCUCUUAUAUUUUUCUUCAGAUUUUAGCUGAUCACCUGAAAUAAUUUGAAGCCAUUACGAUAGACUUAGUAGUUUAAUAAUUAGUUUGUUAGAAAUUACAGCUGUAAGGCAGUGGUCUCACACUAGCGGCCCGAAGCAAUUUUACUCGGCGUUGAACUUAUUUCCCGCAUAUUAAUUAAAACAUUAAUUAGUUAAUGACAAGAAUUGGAAGGUUUAAAAUUUUAAUGAUUUGGAGUCCAAUUUUAUAUUAUUUUCAUUACCAUUAGAAAGGAAUUUAAGUGACAUAUUAAAAAUUCUACAAACGCCCCAAGAAAUUUAAAAUAAGAAUAUAAAUUGAUAUAAUAAGAAAUAUAAAUUGUAUUCAAAGUUUUGAAGAUUCAGAUUUGAGUAACUUUUAUUCGUACUUAUCAAAAGAUAAAUAUUCUCAGUUGCGGAAUUUUUGCUAGAUAUGUUUACUGUAUACGUUGAUCCAUAUUGAAAGGCAAACUUGGCAGCCGAGGCAAAUUAUAUAUUUAUCUUUGUUUCAACUGACAUUCGCUACCACACAAAAAUAUGUGUAAUUUUUUUAAUUAAUGCGUCAGAAAAAAAAACAAA